AUGCAGCAAGAACAAGAACCCAAGCAGCAAAUAUUUGAUUUUUCGAGGUUUACUCAAAACGAGGAAGAUGUUGAUGAUCAUAGUACUCAACCUUCAAAAAAGAAGAUAAAGUUAUCACCUAUUCAAUAUGACGACUAUCAAGCUGGUUCGAUAAUCAAAAUAAAAAUGAAAAAUUUCAUGACUUAUGGUUUGGUAGAGUAUCAAUUAUGUCCCUCAUUUAAUAUGAUUAUUGGUCCGAAUGGUUCUGGUAAAUCUACUGUCGUAUGUGCUUUAGGUUUAGGUUUGGCUUCGAAGCUUGAUAUCACAGGCCGUGGUGAUAUAGUAACUCAAUAUAUUCAAAAUGGUAAAACAUCUGGAAAGAUUGAAAUUACUUUGAAAUAUUCAGAUCGUAUUAAAAAUGUCAAAGGUGUUAAUCCCAACAGAGAAACGGUUACUAUUAAGAGGGAAAUAAGUAUAGAUGCUAAAAAAUCUAACUACAAGAUUAAUAAUACUGUGGUUAAUGAAAAAGAUGUAAGAGAUAUAGUAUCAAAAUUGAAUAUUCAGUUAGAUAACUUGUGUCAGUAUUUACCACAGGAGAGGUUAAAAGACUUUGCCAGAUUGAAAGGUGAAAAAUUGCUUUUGGAGACUAUAAGAGCAGUUGAUCCUGCGUUAUUGUCGGAUUUUAAUGAAAUGAAAGAAUUACAAGAAGAACAAAUAAGGGACGAUGUUACUUUAGCUAAGAAUAAAAGUAGAAUUGAGGAAUUGAAAAAGGAAGGAGAAAGAUUAAAACAUCUAGUCGACGAAUAUAAUACAUAUGUCAAAAUUAAAUCUGACCUUAAAUUAUGCAAAGAUGCAAGACCAUAUUUCUAUAUCAAUGAACACAAGGAGAGCUUAAGAAGUUUAAAACAACAAUUUUUAGAAUCAAAGGAUCGGUUGAGAUCAUUCAGAAAAGACAAUAAACCAAUUAUAGCAGCCGAAACAUCAUUAAAGCAAAAGGUAAUUUCUGCUAAGGAAAGAAAACGCCAAGAAACAUCAAAUUUGUUAGCAGCUAAGGCUGCAGUCAAAGAUCUUGUGCAAGAGAUAAAUACGGCUAAAGAAUCAAUGAUCAGUAGCAAAGGGAAAAUAAAGUAUUACAAAGAAAGGAAUAUAAAAUUAAAAGUACAAAUAGAUGAGACAACUAAGGACCUAGAAGACAAAAAACAAGCAAUAGCGUUGAUGAACGUUCCUAAAAAAGAAAAAUUUAACGAAAUGGAGUCUGAAAAAAAUAAACUUAUAACAGAAGAGUUUGAUUUGAAAAGCAAACUGAAAACAAAUGCAAAUAAAAUAGGAAGGUGUUCACAUAAUAUUAAAACUUUAGAAUCACGGAUACAUGGGAAGUCUAAAUUGUUGACUUCAUCAGAUAGGAUCAGAAUAUUAGAUAGUUCAGCUGAUCUAAAUGAUGUUAGAGGAGCUGUUUUAACGAUACGAUCAAAUUCUUCUAUGAAAGCUAAGGUUUUGGAGCCACCUAUAAUGACAGUCUUUGUCAAUGAUCAUUCGCUUGCUCCCGCAUUAGCUAAAUGUGUCGAUUAUAACACAUCUAAGGCUUUAACAAUUACAGAUUCAGAAGCUUUUGAUAAUUUUGGUAAUCAGUUAAUUAGAACUUACAAAGUGAACACUAGAGAGCUUGCUGCAUUUAACAAGACACCUCCUGUACCCAGAGAUCGACUAAUAGAGUGGGGGUUCGAUGGUUAUCUAGUAGAUUUUGUCAAAGGAGAUGAAAAGGUAAUUGAUAUGCUUUGCCAAUUCUGUAAUAUCCAUACAAUCCCCGUAUCGAAAGAAUCUCUUAAUCCAAGAGUCCUCGAAAAAUUAACCUCGGCUAAUCGUCACGGUGACAUUUAUUUUAAAAGAGUUAUAAAUAAGGAUAGACUGAUUGUGAUUAAAAAAUCUCGUUAUAACAAUAAAAUAUUCACUAUUGAUAAUGGUUUGGAUGAUACUAUAUAUUAUAAAGCUUCAGUUUUAACACCGGAGAAUAAAAAGAAAAUAGAAGAUGAGAUUGCAGGUUUGGGACGUGAUAUUCAGAAGGAAAAAGAUGAGAUUAAAAAUAUAGAGAAUGAAAACACUAAAUUGAAUGAUGAAAUUGUUGUAAUUAAGCGAAAGUUAGCUCUAAUUCAGGAAGAACUAAAGAAAUUGAACUCCCAAAGAGAAAAAUAUUUUAGAGUUGAAAAUGAAAUCAAUUCAAUGGAAAAUAAGCUAAAGGACUUGGAGAAGCAAACACAAGUAGAUGUAUCUGAUAAAAUUCGAGAAAUUGAAUCAAAGUUAUUGCAAUCGGUUAAAGAAGAAUCUAAUUUGAUUUUCAGAAUGAAUGAGAAAAUGAAAAAGGUAUACCGAUGCCAAAAAGAUGUUUUACACUCUGAUGUAGAAUAUUUAGAAGCAUUGAAUAUUGAGAAAUCGAUAGGAGAUAUAAUAAAUCUGUUUUCUAAUAAGGAAAAGGAACUAGAAGACGUGGUUGCCAGUUUGAAAAAUGAAUUAAGAACUAAGAAUAAUACAGAAGAUUAUGAACGAUGGAAAGAAGAAACAAGGAGUUAUACUGAAGAAAGAAAGAAAAUUAUAGAGAAAUAUAUAGAGAAGUGUAAGGAUAAAGAUAAUUUGACAGUGGAUUUUAUUGAUAGAGAAAUAUCAAGACUGGAGUCGACCUUGAAAAAUACCAAUGAAGAAAAGACCUCUGCGCUAUUGUUAGAGAAUAACAAUAAGGAAUUGAAGGUUAUUGAGGAUGGCAUGCCAGAUCUAGAGGGAAAACUGAAAUCAACAAAAAGUCAAAUAGCAGUACUAAGAGAUAAUACUGAGCCAAAAAUUGAUAAUUUGAUUAAAGGGAUCUCAAAUAAAUAUUCCCAACUUUUCACUUCUGUAGGAAGUGCUGGCGAGAUCAAAUUAGAGAAACCGAAUAAUUUUUCUAACUGGCAAGUUAAAAUAUUAGUUAAAUUUAGAGAUAAUGAAAGUGUAAGAGAAUUAACUUCUCAGUCUCAAUCAGGUGGUGAAAAGGCAGUUUCAACUGCUCUGUACAUCAUAUCAUUGCAAAAUUUUACAAAAGCACCUUUUAGAGUUGUUGAUGAAAUUAAUCAAGGUAUGGAUUCAAGAAAUGAAAAAAUUAUACACAGAAUUAUGGUUGAAAAUGCCUGUGAAGAUAACACCUCACAAUAUAUUUUAGUGACACCAAAAUUAUUGACAGAUUUGUAUUACCAUGAAAAGAUGAGAAUUCAUUGUGUAAUGGCAGGAUCUUGGGUGCCUAAUACUCAAGAGCACCCUGAAGCUCUAAAUUUAGGUGAAACAUGUAACUACAUGUUAAAUACAGAAUAG
Molecule: messenger RNA, 3312 nt
Organism: Vanderwaltozyma polyspora DSM 70294
Lineage: Eukaryota; Fungi; Ascomycota; Saccharomycetes; Saccharomycetales; Saccharomycetaceae
Gene: SMC5
Product: DNA repair ATPase SMC5
Exons: 1
Coding region: 1-3312 (1103 amino acids)
Biological process (GO): double-strand break repair via homologous recombination
Cellular component (GO): Smc5-Smc6 complex
Molecular function (GO): ATP binding; ATP hydrolysis activity
Source: RefSeq, a predicted model, not a curated record